Ostrea edulis (European flat oyster) is the source of this 1707-nucleotide messenger RNA. RefSeq lists its product as uncharacterized. The record is from RefSeq and is a predicted model, not a curated record. Gene Ontology annotation, molecular function: zinc ion binding; nucleic acid binding. Bases 1 to 1707 code for a protein of 568 amino acids. NCBI's taxonomy places the organism in Eukaryota, Metazoa, Mollusca, Bivalvia, Ostreida, Ostreidae. The transcript has a single exon.
AUGCAGGAAAGAAGGUACCGUCGUUAUUAUGUCUUAUUGGUGGAAAAUUGUAUUCUUUGUUACGUGACUUUUCCUGAAAAGCCUGCAGCAAAAUCUUAUGAAGAACUUGUGACUCUACUAAAUAAUCACUUGUCCCCGAAACCCCUUAGCACGGCAGAGCGCUUCCGUUUUGACAAGCGUGAUCAAAAGGAGGGAGAGACGAUAGCUGAGUAUAUAGCUCAACUAAAGAAACUUGCGAUUCAUUGUGAUUUUAAUGCAUCACUGAACGAGAAACUUCGAGACCGAUUAGUUUGUGGUAUGAGACAUGCGCACAUUCAAAAGCGUUUGCUAUCGGAAAAAGACUUAUCUUUCGGAAAAGCAGUGGAAAUCAGUCUUGCAAUGGAAUCAGUUGCCAAGGACGCUACAGAAUUACAGUCAAGGAACAAGACAGAGACCGGGGCAGUAAACAAACUUCAAACACGUGCGACUCCCAGGAAUAAACAUUCUAAGUCGAACGAUUACAGAAAAGAUACAGUGCGAUGUUACAGAUGUAACGGAGGCGGACACACAGCACAAGACUGUCGAUUCAAAGAUACGGUGUGCCAUAACUGCAGUAAACGUGGACACAUCAAGAAAGCGUGUCGGUCCAAUCCUAAGAAACCUGUUCGUAAGAAACCGAUUAGAUACGUGGAUGAACACCAAGAUGAUGGUGGUGAUUGCAUCGCCAGUUUAGAACUAAAUAACCUAUCAAGCAAAGAUAUCAUCUGGAUCAACCUGAAAUUGAAUGGCAUUUCAUCACAGAUGGAAUUGGAUACCGGAUCGGCUGUCUCAGUGAUGGCUGAGGAUGAAUUCCGUAGGAAGUUUGGAAAACAAAAAUUUAGAAAACCAGACAUGAUACUACGAACAUAUUCAGAAGAACACAUUAAACCAGUCGGUUGUGUUGACGUGCAAGUAGAAUACAAUGACAGUAGUUACACGUUGCCAUUGUAUGUGGUUCAAAAAGGAGGACCCGCACUUCUUGGCAGGGAUUGGCUGAGAAAAAUUCCAUUGGACUGGAAAGUGAUUAAAGGGACACAUGCCAUGCACUCUGUGAAGGUGACGAGCAUCAGUGAAAUUCUGGACAAAUACAAAGACGUAUUUAUUGAUGAUGUUGGUACUUUGAAGGGUAUCACAGCGAAGCUGUCUCUCAAAGAAAACAACCCCAAGUACGUCAAAGCUAGGACUGUAUCAUUUUCAUUGCGAGCAAAAGUUGAGGAGGAACUUGAGAGGUUAGAAGCAGAAGGUACUCUUACGAAAGUUCAACACAGUGAAUGGGCGACCCCGAUUGUACCCGUAUUGAAGAAAAACGGCAGUGUGAGAAUCUGUGGUGAUUUUAAAGUGACAUUAAAUCCAGUACUUAAUGUUGAUCAAUAUCCGCUACCAAAAAUUGAUGACAUUUUUGCCAACAUAAAUGGAGGAUCACAUUUCUCCAAGAUCGACUUGAAACAAGCAUACCUGCAACUUCCAGUGGACGAAGAAUGCAAAGAGCUAUUGACCAUCAACACACACCGUGGGUUAUAUCGCUAUAACCGGAUGGCAUUUGGAAUUGCAUCAGCACCAGCUAUUUGGCAACGAACGAUCGAGCAGAUUUUACAGGGGGUUCCUGGAACACAAUGUAUCCUAGAUGAUAUGGUGAUUACAGGGAAAACAGAUGAAGAGCAUCUACAAAACUUAGAAAAAGUGUUGUAG